CACUUUCAAUCCCUGGUUUUCUGUGUAACACUUUUUGUCAGGAAAAACAAAACCGUAAACCUGGGCUGGUUGUGUGUUGGGGGAAGAGAGAGGGGAGGGGGUUGGUGGGUUUUCCUUUAGCCGAAAUGGAGGCCAGCCUGACCUGUGCGGUUUGUUUGUCGGUGUUCGAGAAUCCCACCACCCUGCCCGUCUGCUCGCACAAUUUCUGCAAGAAAUGCAUCUUGGAGUGUGUCACCAAAUCCUUCUCCUACGGCCUGGGCUACAGCAGCAGCAACAACAACAACAUCUGGAGGAACAGUCAGCUGGAAUGUCCCCUUUGCAGGAAGAACAACUUCAUCGCCGAGGGAGCCGUCAAUUUGCCCGGAAACACCACCUUGGCCGAGGUGGUGAAACUUUUCCGAUCGCAGCAGCAGAUGGUAGGAACCGGGCUGGAGGAGCAGCAGGAGGAGGAGAGUGGCGGCGGCGCGCGGUGUCCCGGGGCUCCCGCUCCCAGUCCCGGGGAGCGCGAGCUCUGCCAGCGCCACCCGCACAGGAAGCUGCAGCUUUUCUGCAAGGUCUGCAAACAGCUGGCGUGCGGCCAGUGCGUGUCCGAGGAUCAUCGCGGGGUCUUCCACGCUGUCAAUCUGGUUGACAUGAUCUACCAGGAGGAAAAGCUUGAGUACUUCAACAACCUGAGAGAACUGAGGCAGCUGAAUAACAGACUAAAAAUUGAAAUUGAGGACACCCCAUCAGAUAAUGAGGUGGCUUGUGACUUAAAUGAAAGGGUAAAGAGCAACCUUGCUAUCGUCCUCCCUACUUUAGAGAAGCAUGAUGAAUUGACUUGUCUGCAACCACACCAUUUUCUUAUAAAACCAGUGAUGGAUAGUAUCUCUGCACUCCAGUUGACCAAAGAUACAGUAAAACCCACUAGCACCUUGGAUCCUGACAAUACUGCAAGUAAACCAUGCACAGAUAGUUACCGAUUUAAAGCUACUUUGAACAUGUGGAAACAGCCUAAGGAUUUUAUAGAAGCAAAGUUUUCUCCGGAAACUGUAUUUGAAUUUGGCCAUCGUGAUCAUCUUUGGUGUAUUUCUGCAAAAGACGAAUAUCAGGACAUGAGCCUAGAGGAACUACGCUACAAACACUAUCGGUCCUAUAGAAAAGACUGGAACUGCUUUGUGACCGAAGAAUAUUCUGAUAAUGAAAAUGACCCAGUGCCUUCAGUGUCCUCACUCUCUACAGAGCUACUCAAAACAUCUGAUUCCUUACAGCAGCCCCAAGCUAAACUGUUUAGUUUUGGUCAAUCCAUUAAAAAAGUAAAAAAGAAAUUUCGUGGCAACAGUUCAGGCAAAUUAGCGUUCCAUUUGCAUCCUAGUUCAGGAUCUGUUAACAGUAUCCCAUCAGUCUCAAACUCGGAGAUGUUGCUAUCCAAUAGUUUUGAAAAGUUGCUUAAUGUAAAAGAUAAAAAGCAAAAACAUGAUCCUAUUCCUUCAUCAAUUCGAUCUCAAACCAUCUUGAGCAACACAAGCGUUGUUGGAAGCCUAGCAACAGCCACGGAAUCUCUUUCAGCUACUCUGAGCUCGUGUACAACAGUGACGGACUUUGACAAAACAGCUGAAUGUCAGCAAAAGCCAUUUACCUCCAGUGUUAGUGGUUUUGCAAUAUCUAAGUGCUCUGGUUCAUCAUCCACACAAAAUAAUUCCAGUACUUCAGAUUUUAGUGCAAAACUAGUUAACCCCACAAUCACUUCUGGAAGUUCACUGUCGUCCAUGUUAUCCAGUGUCUUUACAUUUGGAAAUACCUUAGCCACCAAAACAGGAAAUCAGCAACCACUGCCAAAAUCACAAAGUUUUUUGUUUGAGAAGAUUAAUCCACGCUCCGCUACAAGUAAUUCAAUCAGUAGUUUAACUUCUGUGCUUCACAAUAAAACAACAUGUGAUUCACCUGGUAAACAUACGAACCAUCAAAAUGGCCACGCAAACUGCCACACGUCAUCCACUUACAACAGCAAAAUGCUUUCAGAUUCAAUUGGAACAGCAUCCACUUUUCGCUCUAGGUAUGUGACAGAACCAAGUUCACAAGAAAGCUCACCAGAACCUUUUAAGUUUGGCACUUCAGUAGUCUCGAGUGAUCAAGCCAAGUCGGCACCAUUAUUUUCCUUUCUCAACCCUGGAACUGAAAAAUCGGAACUUUUGUCCAACCUUAUCCCCAACACAAAAUCAGCAACUGGAUCAAGUGAAUCCUCAAGAAACCCACAAAGUUUAACUUCUAUCACAGGCUCAGUUGUUGCAAGAGAUAUAUUUAAGCCCUUUAAGUUUGGCCCAGUAUCCAGGAGUGAUGUUUCAAAUUUGAAUGAAAAACCAUUUUCGCCAACUACCAGUAGAUCGACUACAGCGAGCUCUGAUUUUAAAUUAGAUGAUCCAGGUAUUGUCAUGCCUGCUUCAAUCUUAUUUGCUUCACCAUCAUCAGUUUCCUCAACCUCAAGCCCAACACCUUUCGAACAAAGCUUUCUAACAUCUCAAAGCAGCAAUAAGUCUUUGAAUUUUUUUGCUAGUUCUGCGGAAACCUCCCCUGUUUUUUCCAGGACAUGUUCAACUGGCUCUAAUUCUGUCAAUUUUACACCAGUUUUUGGUCAGAUACUCUCUUCAGCAGUUGGUCAGCAGCAGAGCACUGAUACACCAGACAAUGGUACUGAAGCAAAGGAAAUGUCACCCUCAGAGAUAUCCAUAAAUGCUGAACCAGUUGUUUUAAAAAACUGGAAAAGUUUAACUCCUAUCACUGCUUCGGUUGUUGCAAGAGAUGUAUCUGAUCUCUUUACAUUUACUCAAGUAUCCAGGAGUGAUAUUCCAAAUUUGAAUGAAAAACAAUUGUUAUCGACUUUGGGCGGAUCAACUUCACCAAGCUCUGAUUUUAAAUUAAUAGAUUCAGGUGUUGUCAAAUCUGCUCCAUCCUUAUUUGCUUCAUCGUCAUUGGUUUCCUCUUCCUCCAGUUCCUCCUCUUUCUCAAUACCAGUUGCACAAAACUUGCUGCCUACUCAGAACAGCAUAAAGCCUUUCAGUCUUUUUGCUAGUUGCACUGAAACCUCCCCUGUUUUCUCCAGGACAAAUGCAACUGACUCUAAUGUUCUGGCUUUUAUAGCCAGUUUCACUCGCAAUCUCUCCCCAGCUGUCAGUCAGCAGCAGGGCACUGUUACGCCAGCCAAUGUUAUCAAAGUGAAUGAAAUCCCAGCAUCAGUGUUGCAAUUAACUGCUGAACCAUCUAAACUUAACAGAGCACAUUCAUCCAGUUUGAAUUGUGAGGAUUUGGCACCAGCAGUAAGUCAGCAACAGGGUUCUGAUAAAACACCAUCUCAUAUUGAUGCUGAAACCUGCAAACAGAAAGAAACUUCACUAGUGGAAAUGUUAACUUCUGAACCAGAAAUAUUUCACAGGACAGAAGUUGCUAGCUCUGAUUGUGUGGAUUUUGCAGCAGGAUUCAGCAAGGAUCGCUCUUCAGUCAGUCAACAGCAAACUCAAGUUGCACCUGUAGAUGUUGUUGACAAAACCAGCAAAGAAGAGGAAGUAUCAGCCUUUGAACUGCCCCUAAAUAUGCAACCAGAUGUACUUGAGAAAGGAUCAGUUCCCCUUUUGCAGCUUAAUAAUGCAACACCUACACUUGAAAAUCCUUUGGAGAGAUUUAGUAAUAAUAUAAAUAAAGAAGGCAAAGAACCUCUCGUUUUUGAUAAUAAAAGCGAUGUACAAGUAUCACAUAUUUCUGGAAACCAAGGUCCAUCUAAAGUUCACCAGAGUUCAGCAGCCACCAGUAACUAUUGUCAUGUGGAACAUGAAGAUAGCACAAGUGAUAAAGAGGACCCUCCUCUUCGCACAAAGAGAUGGACAAAUAUAGAAACACUAAAUUUGUCACAUAAUGGAGAUUCUAUAUUUAUUUCUGAAACUGUUGAAUCUAAUAGCAGUAGUUUUGCAGAAGCUAAUAAUGGUAGAACAAGAGAAGAUAUUCAGAGCCUAACAGCAAUAAAUCACUCACUUUCCAUGGCUUCUUCUACAAUUUGUUGCCCAAUUUUUACAUUUGGUGCAGGUAGUGAUUUCCAAUUCAAACUAGGUGCAAAUGACCUAGCAAAUGCCACAGGACAACAGGGGAAUAAUAGGGGAGAUUGUAAAACUAUACACAAACCAAUGUUUCCAUUCCCUCCACCAGUUAAUCAUCCACCUGCAGGGUUAGAUGCAGAAAAUGUUCUCUUCUCUAACAGAGCAAAGCUGUAUUGCUUUGAAAGGACAAUCUUGCAAUGGAAGGAACGAGCGUUUGGAGAAAUUAGAGUUUUAGAGCAUAAAGUAACAAAACUACCACGAUUAGUAAUGUGGAAUGCCACUAAUAAAUGCUGUGCCAAUCACUGGAUCACAGGAGACCUGGAGCUGAAGCAUGCAAAAACCAGUAAUCACGUCUGGACUUGGCGUGCACUGGAUUAUUCGGAGAAUAAACAGGCCCUUCUAGAGUUUGCCGUACACUUUAAACUAAAAGAAAUGGCUCAGGUGUUCAAGCAAGUAAUUGAGAGAGUGCAGAGCACAACUGAGACUUCUCGGUUAGCAGAAAAAGAUCUGUGCUGUUCGGCAGAAAAUGAAAAGAAUGAUCAAAAUGGAGAUAAUAGUCCUAAUUCACUUGCCGGAGCAUCUGAUUUGCAACAAGAAGGAACGCUUCUGCAAGGAAUGGAAGGACAGCAGGAUGAAGAAGGAGAUGAAGAUGUGGUGAUGUUGAGUGAAAUUACACCAACUCCAGAGCAGAGGGCUCUUGCCUUAGAGUUGCUUCUUCCACCAACUUUCUUCUGUUACAAGAACACGCCAGGUUACCAGAGCAGUGACGAUGAAGAGGAAAAUUUUGAGACAGCAGUAAGGAAGCUCUACACUAACUACAAUAAAUAUGUUUAAUGCCUUCUCCUGUGCCUUGAAAAUAGAGCCUGACGAGUGCUAUGGAUGCUUCAAGUGCUGAGUGGAUCAAUGUCACGUUUACAUCUUUGCUACCCAUUAAUUAAAGUGUUUCUUUGUCUGUUAGGCAGUAAAUUAUUAUUUCACAUUUUUUUGCUGUAUCUGUUGAUGUGAUAGAAUGUUGCUAUUUUACAAUUGGAUUUAGUCACACUCAUGCCGUGGUGCCGUGUACCAACUUUAAUUUUGAAAAGCUUUUGAACUGAGUCAAUUUCACACUUUUAUAUGAAGGAGCACAAGUCCAGCAAGUACUUCUAAAGUGUUUUCAGGUAGAAGUCUUAAUAUCUUGAGUUCGGACAGUAAAUGUUAGUAAGCUAAUAGACUUUGGAGGGACCAUAGUGCACUCAACAUGAAUACCAGUCGGAAGCAGAAAACGUAGCUUCCCUCUUCCCUUCCCUCAGCCCAGAAAUUACCUGAGGUCAGUUGUGGAGCCCCUUUGCUACCCAGACUAAGAUCAUCCUGGUAUACAGUAUAUGACUCAGUAUCAUUUUGGCUGGUGCAUUUCUCUUCUGAGCCUUGGAGAUUUGUGUAACAGGUUUGACUCGUAUUCAGACUCAAAUAGAUUAAAUGAUGACACUGGCAAAAGGUUCAGUAAUACAACAUUCUUUAACUAACUUUAUUGAACUUUGCUUCAAAACCACAAGGAUAAGAAUAGCACGCUGAUAUUCACCUGUUCAUCUGCAGUCACUGCACAGAAGUUAUCAAUGAUCUGUCUCACCCUGUCCUUGCCUUUACUUUAUUACUUACUAUGGUCUCAUUCUCUUAUCCAACUCUGUAAUUACUGAUUUAGGGACUAAAAUGUUUUCCACACUCAGUUAACUGGUAUGAUUCCACAAGCAUUUCUUUUAUCCAGCUCAGUUCGACCCUUAGUCUUUGGUCCGAUUCCCACUCCGUGCACUGAUCAUAUGGCCAGGGGAAUUGUUGCUUGAGGUCAGAGGUCCUGGCUGCCCAGCAGUGAAACAAAGUGGUAUGGCCCUUUUAUCCACUUGAGUGCACAGCUUUCCUCGUGCUCAGGCCUAGUGGUAGUCAAUGAUUAGCUUAUUACCUGCAUGUGGCUCUGUGAGUGGUCAAAUAUGAUAUCACUCAUCGUGCUAAGGAUCCGUUUCCUGUUCCUGGUCAAGACCCCGCUCUGGCUGUUACAAGAGCUCAUAACGGGGCCCAUGGUAUAAAUCAGGCUAGUCCAACCCAUGGCCUGCAGGCCAGAUCUGGCCCACCAAGCCUCUGUAGCCAGCCCUCGGGUAUGUUCAAUGAGAGGUUCUGCAAGGAGCAGCUCCUCCAAGCAUGGGCCGUUUCUCUCCCACAUUUACAAAUUAGGGGAGGAAUAGUGAGCAGUGGAAGGAUGACUGGCCUCCCACAGUGUACGCUCUCUCUUCCUUUGGCCUUGUUCUCUUUCUCAUCCUCCCGCGCAGGGUCAAGGUAGCAGAAAGGCCACGAGGAACAGCAGAGUUGCAGCAACAGUGCCCACCUGGCCCCUGCCCACCGAUGGCAGCUGGAGUCCUAGCCAGGGCGGAGUGAGGAAGCUCGUCUCUUCACAGCGUCCCGAAUUCCUCCUCAGUGGUAAGAUGUUCGAACAUACUGGGCUUGGGUCAGGAGUGAGUGAGUCUGAGCGAGUCAGCCUCUAUGUGAAUGACUGAGCCCGUGUCAGUGAGUAAGUGAGUCUGGGUAAGUGAGUGAGUGAGAGAGAGAACCCAGAGACUGGGAGUGAGCUGGACACACACACACACACACACACCUAGCCCUCCUCCUCCUCCUCCCUCCCCGAAAACCUAUCCACAAAGCAGGCUGGGAGAGGAGGAAAAUCCAGGCUGAAAGGCAACCUGCUUCCCACCCCCACAUUUGUAUGAAUUCAGCCAAGCUCAGCACAGGGUGUGUGCCAUCAGAGGUACAUGCAAGGUCAAUGUUAGUUAAAUCCAACUCCUUAGCUCGGCCCCGGUCCCCACCUGUUCUCUGGUAACCAGGUCUUGGGGCCUAGUCUGUCUCUCUCCGGCUCUGCUUCUUAAGUGAAAAGGCAAGAAAAGUCUUAUUGAUUAACUCUGCUACUUGGCACUUUUUAAUGGUCAUUUGAUUAAUUACUUCUUUAAAAAUGAGCAAUUUAUUGUUUUGACAUUGAUUUGUUUUUGAAAUUCAUGUUUAAUGUUGUGCCAAACCUUAUCUUGCUGAAACAUGCUCAUCAGCACCUUGAGUGAGAAAAAAAUGGAAAUGUGACCCCCCCCCCCCCACCAACCCCAACGUGAAAAACUUGGGAUAAGCCUACUGUAAAUGUUUUGAUAUGCAUGCAUCCAGGCUGUCUGUCAUCAAGGUAAAUGCCUUAACAAUUACUGGUGAUCACUUUGACCAUUACUGGUAAAUCAUUAGUGUCUGAGAUGCUGAUGGUAAGAUACAUCUCCAGUCUCCAAAUACUGAGAACAAAUAUCCAAACAAAAGAUUUCCUGUGUUGGAGAGGGUUAGUCCAGACAUGGCGGCUCGCCACAAAUUCGCUGGGAGAGAGAGGAACUGACACUUUUAAAAUGAACACUGACUCAGCUAAUCAGUCCUCCAGUUCAUAUAUAUACAUGUCCAUUACACUCAUUAACUUUCUGUUGCACUGGUUUUAGAUAUUUUUAGAAUAAAAUGUUUACACCUUGA
Carcharodon carcharias (great white shark) is the source of this 7577-nucleotide messenger RNA. RefSeq lists its product as uncharacterized. Gene Ontology annotation, molecular function: GTPase activator activity; zinc ion binding. The transcript has 10 exons. Gene Ontology annotation, cellular component: cytoplasm; nuclear pore. NCBI's taxonomy places the organism in Eukaryota, Metazoa, Chordata, Chondrichthyes, Lamniformes, Lamnidae. The record is from RefSeq and is a predicted model, not a curated record. Gene Ontology annotation, biological process: intracellular transport. The coding region runs from base 126 to 4898 and encodes 1590 amino acids.